AUGUUUUACUCACACCAGCUUCUAGCUCGCAAAGCACCUCUUGGCCAGAUAUGUGAAGAGAUUUUGAAUCCUUCAGUGCCUAUGGCUCUUAGGCUCUCUGGAAUUCUCAUGGGUAAUUGUCGUCUCUCUCGUAUAAUAGUUGAUAUAAACGAAGCAUGGAAAGUGAAAGCAGCCCCAGACCCCACCGUCCUUCCUAAGGGAAAAUCACAGGCCAGGAAAGAGGAAGUGACUUUACCAGAGAACCAAGGAACUGAUGUGGGAGAGAUUGAGCAAUCCCAUACUUACUACAAUGCUGCAGCCACCACCAUGGGGUUUCAACAAACAGCCUAUUUCACCAUGCGGCUUGACAAUGUGGAUGAGCCGUAUGUUAACAAUGAUACCCGGGAGGAAGAUGCACCCAACCUCUUACAUCAAGCUGAUGCCGACAACAUCACCUUAUUUGAACGUUUUGAUUCAUAUCAGGCUGAUGCUGAUAAGUACAAUCACUUUGAAAGAUUUGAUAUUGAAGGGGAUGAAGAGACACAAGUGAACUUCACUUCAGUAGAUCAUAUGGAGAUCCCAACAACUCUUAUACCCUCCCCACCCCGACAAGAUGAAGCUCAAAGAGGUCUUCCUGCAGCUGAUGAAAACCAAGACCAUCGUCCAGAAAACCAAGUCGAUCAACAGUUUAAUGAAUGCAAAGUAGCCAGACAGGCACACAUGGAUAUUAUGUCUACAAUGAAGAUAUCUAACCUCAUGGAGCUACCACCUACUGUUCUUAUUGAUAAUUUAUCUUCAAAUGCAAAUAGAGAAAUCUACUAUCCAGCUCCACUUCUGGAACUUUGGACCAGAAGUACCCAACCUCUUCAUGACGCCCCUUCUGAAAGGACUUCUGUACCACUGCCACCAAAACCAUCAAUAUCAUCGCCACCAGAUAGAGUACAUUAUCAAGAUCCAGUGGGAGAUACCUUUGAUGAUCUUCAUAGUGGAGUUGGCUCUCAAUCACUGGGUACUUCAAUAGAGAAGCUGAGAACAAAUGUUGUGAACGAUGAGACAUCGAUGGAUAUCCUCAUGGAAGAACUCAAAGCGAACCUUAGGAACAAUGGUGUGAGGAUGACCGAAGCCAAUUUGGCGACACCUAGGAAUUCUGGAGAUGCAGUGAGAUUCAUUUCAAGCUCUGGAUCACGAAUUGGAAUUCCACUGCAUAAUUUGGACUUCAAUUUAGGACGAUCGAAUAAGAAAGGGCCUCAUUCAUCAUCAAGACACAGUGGCAGUAGUCUUGAGAGAGUAGCUGAAGAGGAUCCAUGGCAGUUUGCUGAUCCAAAUUUUGAGUUAUCGAGACUGUCUGAGAGUGGCCCGACACCUGAUCAAGAAAACCUACAUCCUCGGUACCCUAUUAAAUUUUCCACAGAACUGUUGGUUGAAACUGGACCUACACAAAGCCAACAACUGAUCGCAGGUCAGCCUGUUGACAAGAUAGCUGAUUCUAUCCGAAUGCAAAUGAAAACACAUUUUGAAACGCCGGGAGCCCCUCAAGUAGAAUCCCUGAACAAUCUAGCUGCUGGAAUGAACACAAAAGCAGCAGCUUUGCUGUUUUAUCAAACUUGUGUUCUUACAUCACGUGAUUUCCUAAGAGUUGAACAAAAGGUGCCAUAUGGGGAUAUUUUCAUCUCUAAAGGAGCAAAGAUGCAUUAG
Messenger RNA from Dovyalis caffra, 1674 nucleotides. The record is from the annotation of a GenBank genome assembly. Lineage: Eukaryota; Viridiplantae; Streptophyta; Magnoliopsida; Malpighiales; Salicaceae.